This is a messenger RNA of Meriones unguiculatus (Mongolian gerbil), 1195 nucleotides long. It is a transcript of the gene Tmem273, whose product is annotated as transmembrane protein 273. The transcript is spliced from 5 exons. The coding region runs from base 69 to 521 and encodes 150 amino acids. Lineage: Eukaryota; Metazoa; Chordata; Mammalia; Rodentia; Muridae. The record is from RefSeq and is a predicted model, not a curated record.
CAUCCCCGGAACCUGGGGUCAUAGAGCUCAUUUGCUUGCUCUCACAGGAGCCAGGACAGAAUACCGCUAUGAGCUCAGGGGUCCCAUUACUGAGAGCCCUUCUCUUCCUCUUGGGUGUUGGAGGAGCACGAGUGCUGGCAACAGGCAGGUCCGCUGAGACCGAGAUUGACUUCAAAUACGCCAUCAUUGGUAUGGCAUUGGGAGUAGCCAUAUGUGCAGCUUUCCUUGCCCUGAAGAUAUGCAUGAUCCGGAGACACUUGUCUAAUAAUGACAAUAACCCUGCAGACCUGAAGAACGCACCCCAGGACACCAUUACGUUGAGGAAGAGAAGCCCCAGCCUAGGUGCCCAUGUAGGAGCUGCGCAAACUUCCAUGACAACACUGUACCCACAUCAAUGGAACCCCACCCCAACGUGGCUUGUGAAAAUGGGAAAAAACCCGAGACAGCUUCCUCAGCACUGUGGGGCUUUAACCAUUCAGGCUCACUUUCAGAACUCCCGGUCUCAUAGUCUUGGCUUCUAGGAGAUUCUGGCUUUAAAUACAAACUUGCCUCGGAUUGUGGAGCCGACCAGCCAGUAUCCAGUGCUGUCAAUGGAAAACCGACCUUUUAAGAGAAGAGAGGACAGCCUAGGCUGGAGAGAGAGGAAGGACAUUGACAGUCCUGGGAAGGGCCUUGGUGCCGCAGUUCUUCAAAUAAAGGAGGGGGAUCAAGAGGAAGCCGGACCACUGUGCCACAGAGAGCUACUAUCAUUUUUACCCUCACAUGAUUUUGUGGUGAUGGUUGCAGUGUACAUAGCAUUUGUACAAAAGGCCUCAGGAAAGCCACAUCCUGCUGCUCUUGUCAUCAAGUCGAGAGUCGGGGCACAGACUCUGUGAACAUUCCCUCACAACUGAAUAACUUCUGUCUUGGAAGACUCUGCUUUUCCAUUCUGCGAGAAGACAGGUGGCUGUGUGGACUGGGUCUCACCCACACAGGUUACCUUUCACAUGCUGUGCUGAAGGAGGAGCUAUUUUUCAAAACCAAGUGCUGCGUUAUAAUAAUGUCUGGAGUCCCAGGGUGUCUUUUGUCUGACUUGAUAGAAGUGCUACUCAUUAACAGCUUUUGUUAAAUGAUCACCUGAAGCAGAAACAUGAUCCUCAUAAGCAAUCUUUCGUGUGUGAGAUAGAAUAAAUCAUCAUGUACUGGGGCUGGAAAA